CUUCUACAUUCAUCACUCCUCGCUCCCAGAAUCUUCUCCGCCUUUCUUUCGUCUUCUUCUACCAUGUCGGACAAGUUGUCGUUCAGAGCCCUGCAGCUUGCAAACGAGCAGCGCAACACGUAUGGUCUCCGGUACCAUGAUUUCGCUCGGUACAGGAAGCACUGUGCUAAUAGAACUCAUCGAAUUCGGUCGACUUUGAAGAUUACCCAUGGCAAAGGAAGGGAUUUCAAGAAGCUUCCACCAGUGAACCAGGAGAACAUGAAGGACGGACAUCUUCAAUUGCUGCUCAUGGAGGCUGAACGCGCAUGGGCAUAUUCCCAGGAUCUUGUGUCCCAAUCCUUGCAACCCACUAACUCUGAAAAAGCCUACACACUUAGGCAUAGUGCUACGGGACGGUUACGUCGCAGCGUCAACUGGUCAACACAGCUCCUUUCCCAUUGCCAAGGAUUAUUCGCCUUGUCUCGGUUAUCCGCUGGAAGCUUACUUGAAACUACUAUCUACACGCUAAUUCUUAAUGGUCGUUUUCUUCGAUAUCGAGAAGAUUUCGAAGAUGCUCUCAUCCAGCUCUGUGUGGCAAGACACUUGUUGGAUGAGCUGGCUGCUGCUGCUACGACCAGUCGUGACCAAGCUCUCGCAGUCUUGUUUGCGGACGAAAUCGGUCCAGAGAUUCGGUACUGUGCGCAUGAGCUAGGUUGGGAAAAAUCCUACGACGUUGAUGGAAUAGUCUCUGAACUAUCGUCAAAGCAUAAGAACGCCUUGGUAGAAGGUUGUGAUGGUCUAUUGAGCAGAUUCAAAACAGAGGAAGAAGCAUUGAAGCACGUCGAGGGCAAAAAGAAGCUGGAGACUUUGAUAUGGGAGGGCGAGCCUGUACCCGUACGAAACCCAGAGCUUGUCGAUGUCUUCCUCAAAGUGCAAGAGGCCGAGAAGAAGCUAGACGUCCAUGAUGACGGAAAGGCCAAGGCCAGUGGUUCGAAGAAGAGCGUGGUGGCCUACGAUGCUAUCCUCCUAGCUCUUAGUGAUGCAGAGGACGUCGCAAGGAGACUGAAGGAGGCGCAGCAGUCAACGGGAUCAUCUGCCGCUACAAGCAGCGGAACACGCGAUAUGCACUUCCUUUAUGCUUACACCGUAUUUCAAUUACUAUCGCGGCGUAUUCAGCGAGACUUUAGGCUUGUCAAAGCCUUGCUGGCCUCCCUAUCCAGUCCCUCGAGAACCCAGUCUAAACCUCGUCAGGUUGAUGCCAGAGUGUAUCCUGCUAUUGUGAAAUUGUUGGAUGCCGUCAUGCAGGGUUUGACUCAAAUGAGGACGCUGAGCAUAGUUGACGACAGUCCAGGACUGUCAUCUGGCGUGGACGCCAGAAUCUCUUACGUAAAAGCCAGCAGAUGUUUGUAUCUUGCUCGCUGCUAUGUGAAUGUCAAGAAAUAUGCCGAAGCACUGACUCUUCUGCAACAUUCAAGCAUCCACAUUCGUGAAACGCAAUCUCAUAUCUCAAUUUCGAACUCGGAAGCUGCCGAGGUCGCGUUCUUCCCACUUUCCCAGGUCGAAUUUGGUCAACUUGAAUCCCAAAUAUCAUCCGAUAGUUUACAAUUCAAACAGGACUGGUUCGCCUACAAUGGUGGCUCCCUCAGUGCGGACCACCAGUCCUGCAAGAAGCCAGCAUUCUUCAAUAUCGCCCUGAAUUAUGUGGACUUGAACAUGGACAGGUUGUUGGAGAGAGCAGGGAAGGAAUCUGCGCCUGCUCCUGCGCCGGCCCCUACUACGAAGGUUGAGUCUGUUGCUGACAAGAGGCGAAUCGUCGAGGACAGGAGAGCGGCAACGCCAGAGCCUGCUCCAGCAUCCACUGCUCGUGGAGGAUUGAGUAGUCUGCUCGGUGGAUGGUGGGGCAAGAGUUGAUGUUACAGUAAUGUAGAAACAGAAAUUAAAUACACAUGCGCAGAUAACAACGAUAGCUAGCCCGAGGAAAUUUGCCUGAGAUUAGAUGAG
This is a messenger RNA of Guyanagaster necrorhizus, 1980 nucleotides long. RefSeq lists its product as uncharacterized. The record is from RefSeq and is a predicted model, not a curated record. The coding region runs from base 64 to 1890 and encodes 608 amino acids. Lineage: Eukaryota; Fungi; Basidiomycota; Agaricomycetes; Agaricales; Physalacriaceae. Gene Ontology annotation, biological process: SRP-dependent cotranslational protein targeting to membrane. Gene Ontology annotation, cellular component: signal recognition particle, endoplasmic reticulum targeting. The transcript is spliced from 6 exons. Gene Ontology annotation, molecular function: 7S RNA binding; endoplasmic reticulum signal sequence receptor activity; signal recognition particle binding.